GCCAAUGCUCUCCUCCCUCAGACUACUUUAGUUCCAGCAGAAGAAUUCUUACCCAGACAGAACUGGACGAUGAGAAGAAGCUGAGAGGUUCUGGGCAUCACACUCUGGUGCUCCAUCCACCUUCUGCAGGUGAGGACAAGGUGGUCACAAGGACAAAGGGAAACAAGAGCUUCCAUAUCCUGUUCACCCCCACAGACGAAGUUUCUCCUUUACGUUGAUUCUUCCUGACCAUGGAUAGAUCCACGCAAGAGCUUUUCCUCAACUUUAUGAUAGUUCUGAUAACAGUACUGCUCAUGUGGCUUCUGGUGAAGUCUUAUCAAGACUGAAAGACUCAUACUCCUGGAAUCAUGGAAGGAUCUGCUUCUGGUGAAGGAUGAGGAUGCUACUCCUCAGAAGUGCUUCUCGGUGUGCUCCAAGUUUUAAUGUAGAAAAAAAUGUAAUGCAUUUUUUAAAAAAUCAAAAUACCUCAUUUAUAUGUAUCUAACAAUUCAGCUGGAUUUAAGAAGGUGUACAUUAAUUUCUCUUCAAAGCACGGCAUAAACGCUCUUUUAGCUGAAUUUCUUUUCGUAAAUGAUGGGUGUAUCUCACUUAGAAUCACGAUAGUAACUACAAACAUGACAACUCAUUAAUGCAUUAACUUAUCGUGACUUCGACACUCAUGAAGGCUUCAUUGUUUCAGUUUUAUGUAAUCAGUUAGUGGACAUAUGCUGCUCUACCAUUGUUAUCAUUUGGAUAAAAAAUAACAUUUGAUGCGC
Molecule: messenger RNA, 755 nt
Organism: Pantherophis guttatus
Lineage: Eukaryota; Metazoa; Chordata; Lepidosauria; Squamata; Colubridae
Gene: SLN
Product: sarcolipin
Cellular component (GO): membrane
Molecular function (GO): enzyme regulator activity
Source: RefSeq, a predicted model, not a curated record